AUGCCCAUGUCACUGUUUAGGAGCACCGCCAACUCGAACAAUGCGGGCUCUGCAUUGCGAUCGCCCGCGCAAAGGCGCAUAUCAGCACCAGUGUCCAUACGCCUAUCUACCAUCACAGAAGGAGCGAACGCAGGACAGCCCGAUACCGGUGUGAACAAUACGCGCCAGUCGAGAAGUCAUAUCAGAAGCUUGGACAACGUCCCGGAUUCGCCAGGUCGACUACCGCCUUAUAGACAAGCUUCCCGAAGUAGUGCGGGAGGCAGGAGUCAAGAUACUGGACGGACUGCUCCUCCGGCGUAUACGUGGGUACCUGAUCCCAUAGAGGGGGAGGAAGACUUGCGCGCGCCGGUGGAGGGCGAGAAGCUUGCUGAGCUGAGGCGUAAUGGUGGACAUUUACGGAAGGCACGACAGAGAGGCGGAUGGGGCCGAGCAGCGGUUGUCGCGGUCGUGGUCUUGCUGGUCGUGGGACUGGCGGUGGGUCUUGGUGUAGGGCUGACCGCUGGGAGGAAACACCAGAACAGCAGCUCAGCAGACCAAGCCGGACCUAGUGGCGCAACAUCGCCCGACAACCGUACACAAGUCUUCCCACUCGGCGAAUAUAGCUUGCUCACAAACUUGCGGGAGGUGAACACGAGCUGCACUUCCAACCCAGCGACAUGGCGGUGCUACCCAUACACUGUAUUCAAUCCCACAGACGGCACUACUAAUACCAGCAGUGCAGCAACCUUCAACUGGAUCAUCACGAAUACAUCGUCCGCGUACACCACCAACACCUCAUCGAGCACGCCCUCCGAAGGCAUCCCGGCCAACCUGACGAUCAGCUCGACGAACAACCCGUUCAGCAUUAUGUUCACAAAUCAAUCUCUAACCUACAUCUCCCUCGCAUCAAACACCUCCUCACCCCGCCUGACCUUCAACUUCACCCAGUCCAAGUCCGUCAUACCCAGUACCAGCAUAACAUCCAACGGCGCCACGGCCGAGUGUUUCUUCAACAGCACCGAUUUCACAGGCACGCUGUAUCUGGACGUUCCUCGCACUUAUCCUGAUGGGCAAGAAGCGCAGCAGGAUUCUAGUACGGGCGGCUUUGAGCAAUGGCCUUAUGCGGUGGAGAUUUCGCAAGCCAGUCCUGGAGGACAGGACGUACCGGCUUGUUAUCAGAUGAUUAAUGGUGGCGUUGGGGAUAGGAUCUUAACGGCAGGGACGGCGAUGUCGGAGGAGAGUAGGUGUUUGUGUGAUUACAGGAAUUAUUGA
Messenger RNA from Recurvomyces mirabilis, 1251 nucleotides. RefSeq lists its product as uncharacterized. The transcript has a single exon. The coding region runs from base 1 to 1251 and encodes 416 amino acids. The record is from RefSeq and is a predicted model, not a curated record. Lineage: Eukaryota; Fungi; Ascomycota; Dothideomycetes; Mycosphaerellales; Teratosphaeriaceae.